Messenger RNA from Cyprinus carpio (common carp), 1709 nucleotides. RefSeq lists its product as uncharacterized. NCBI's taxonomy places the organism in Eukaryota, Metazoa, Chordata, Actinopteri, Cypriniformes, Cyprinidae. The record is from RefSeq and is a predicted model, not a curated record. Gene Ontology annotation, molecular function: DNA binding.
AGCCCGGUUUUUGGAGAUCCAUUCGUCCUCGCACGUCCUUCACUGUGAAGGUGUAUUUUAGUGUUAUCAAAGAAAGUAUAUCUUUGGCGUUAUGGACAUGGAAAUUCGAGACGCUGAAUUCAUUGAAAAUUCCGAAGAAAUACCGGAUGAUGAUGAGUGCCCAUGGCCGCACCUGGAGGAGCUGUUCACAUACAGAGGAAGGAAAGGAGACAGCGUGCAAAUGCAAUGCAAACUUUGUUUGCCAUCUGCAGUGAUUUCAGCUUACAAGACUUCAGCCUCUAAUCUCAAAAAACACAUUAUGAGGAAACAUCCAUCAAAGAUUGAUCAGUACAAUGACAUUGUGACAGCAGCAGCACGUAGUCAACGUAAGACCACAGCCACACCAAACAAGCUCUCAUCAAGUAAGCAAGCCAAGUUACCAGAUGUGAUGUUGGCAGCUGCAAGCAAACGUGUCCCUCAAACAACUGUUGACAAGCUAAUCAUCAAUUUUAUAUGUGAAAGUGUACAGCCAUUUACAGUGGUAGAACAGCCAGCUUUCAAAGAAUUAAUUACCACACUGCAACCUCAAGCCAAAGUCAUCUCCAGAUCCACCGUCCGUACCAGAAUCUGUGAUGCUGCUGACGACAUGAAGAAGACUUUGAUUGCAGAAUUGGGUAAAGCCAAAUUUGUUGCAACCACCACAGAUUGUUGGUCAGCUCAUCAGAAAAGUUACCUUGGUGUAACUUGCCACUGGAUUAAUGAGGAGACCUUAGAAAGAAGAUCUGCAGCACUAGCAUGCAAAAGAUUAAGGGGGUCUCACACAUUUGACGUGAUUGCUGGUGCUCUUGAUGAUGUCCAUUGUCAAUACAAGAUUAGAGACAAAGUAGUAAGGACCACAACCGAUAGUGGAUCCAACUUCCUCAAAGCUUUCCAUGUGUUCGGAAUGCAGAAAGAUGCAGAGGUAGAUGACGAUGAAGAAGACAUGGAUGCUCUUGACGCAAGUGACCAUAUUGAGUAUCAUGAUGCAAGUACAAUCCUUGAUGAAGACUCUGGUAUGGAAUAUCAACUACCCCCUCAUCAACGAUGUGCAUGUCACUUGCUAAAUCUUGUGGCAACAACUGAUGCUUCCCUUGCAGAGGCCAUGAAUGACACCUACAAGAGGCUUUUUCGUGCAACAUUUGCAAAAUGCCAGGCCAUUUGGAACAAAACUGGGCGAUCUCAUUUGGCUAGUGAAGUGGUAGAGGACAAGUGUGGGCUACAGAUCAUUCGCCCCAAUGCAACACGUUGGAAUUCCACCUGUCUUGCCACUGAAAGAAUUAUACGCAUCAUUGAUGAGAAAGGUGAAGAUUCCAUUAGGGGUGUAUGUGACGAACUCAAGGUGAAAAUGUUAAGUCCUGCAGAAGUUGCAUUCCUCCGGGAGUAUAGCAUCACCAUGAAGCCACUGAUGAAAGCUUCAAACAUCCUCCAGUCAGAGUCCAGUGUUUACAUGGGAUGGCUGCUGCCAGUAAUCCACCAGCUUCUAUCCAAACUCAACAGACUAGAGAUAUCAAGCAAGACCUGCACACCACUCAUCAGAGCCCUGCAAAAUGGCCUGCAUAAGCGUUUUGGACAGAUGAUGGAGGAUCCAGAAUUGGCUGCUGCUGCAGUCCUCUUACCCAAGUUCAAGACCUCCUGGACUGACAGAGCAGAUGAUAUAGAAGCUGGUAAUUUCAAAUUUAUAUGAUCUCAUU